UGCGCACGCAUCUCCCACUUGAAAAUUGUUGCCAUUUAUCAAUAUCUACGGAUUGUUUCUUGCACAUUAGUUGGGAUAUUGUAGACUUUUUACUUCACACAGAGAAUACAAAACUGACAAGAUGGCCAGCUGCAAUUUUCAGGCGCAGUUGGUAUCCAUUAUGGAGGUAUUAGCUAAAGCAGCUGUAGCAGAAAUAAACAAACGGGUUGAUGAUAGCUGUGCAGUUAUACGUUUGGAAGUGACCCAAAGCCAGCGAGAUAUUGAUGUACUGAAAAGGAAGUGUCAAAUAAUGGAGGGCGAGCUGAAGAAGACAAGAGUCAGGAGAAAAGAGAGAUCUUCAUAUCCAGUCAAGAUUGUUUUGAACAAGCAGAGGAUUAGCUCACAGUGGAGCGACGAAGAGAUUGCUGUUGAAGAGGACUCUCAACCCCAGCCUACAGAUGUGGAGCAGAGAGCAGAGACUGAACCCAUACUGAUCAAAGAUGAAGAGACAGCAGAGGAUGUGUGGAAGACUGACCUUCAGGAAGAGCUCAGGAUCACUGGAGAGGAGUCUGGUUCCAAGUCUGGGAAACCACCAUCCUUUGAGCAACGGCACUUUGAUGAGGACUUCAUCACACAACCCAACAUAUCUCCUGAAGAGUCAGUGGAACAUUACCCCAAUUCUGAUGGUCCAGAGGAACCAGGCACAUCCCGGCUCACGUCUGAGGUGUUUAGCACAGAGCAGCACCGGCCAGCCGAGGACGAGGACUCACUAGAGCUAGUGAUGGUGAAGGAUGAGAAAAAGGAGGAGCUGGGUCAGACCACGGCCCUGGCAGGACUUGACCAGUUUGUCAUGGAUGAGACUGAUGGGCAGCUGUGGACCUCUGUGGAUCCAGGCAGACACACUGAUGGCCACCCAGAUUUCUCCUUUCAUGCCACAGAGGAGUACUCUCAGAAUAUAUCAAUUUUCCCAUCUCAAAGUGUGCUGCCAUCUGUUCCUACUAUGACAGAUGAUGUAUGGCCAUUGCUUCCCUCUUCUAUAGGGAAACCACAUGCUGACAUGCUCAGUGCAGCAGCACACAUGAAAAAACAUGUCAGGACAUUGGCUGAUGAGACUAGACAACAGAUGCCAGAAGGACAGAGCAGUGAGAUGCUGAAUUCAAAUAAUGAUGGAAAUAGUUUAGCUCUACAGCCAAGUCAGCAUCAGCACAGGGCUUCAGAAGCAACAGUGAGAAUGAGUGAGUGCAUGACAGGGUCAAACAUGGCCACCACCUCCACCUUCUCUGGAUACAGCCUGAGUCGCAGUAGUUUUAACAUGGUGAAGAGAAUGAGGACUCAGUGGAGGUCGGGCGGCACCACUGAGAGGCGUUUCAGCUGCACCUUCUGUGGGAAGAGCUUCCAGCGUUUCAGCCAGCUCAAAGUACACCUCCGGAGUCACACCGGAGAGAAACCGUACACCUGCGAACAGUGUGGCAGGAGUUUCACCAAGCAGUGCAACCUGAUCAGACAUGCUGUGGUCCACAGCGGGGAGAAGCCCUAUGAGUGCACACAGUGUGGGAAAUGCUUCACCCAGCGCUCCAGUAUGAAGUCACAUCAGAGAACUCACAUAGGAGAGAGUCCAGUGUCUCAACAUGUGGUACCUGCAUACCCUGGGGAUCCACACACAAGUUUAAUGUUGUCUCAGACGAAAUGGAGCAAAUAAAACAUAAUUGUAUUGUUUUUUGUUAACAUUUUCUAUGUGAAAAUGUGGGAAGAAGUUGAGACAUUUUUACACGCUUUUCCUCCAAACUGAUUUGUGAACUGGUUUUCAUGUUUAACUGUUGACUGCUCGUCACUUUCAUUUUAACAAACAAUUGAUUUACUACUGGUAACAUCAAUCAUAAAAAACAUUCAAAUAUACAGUGCCGUGCGAAAGUAUUUGGCCCCCUUGAACUUUGCGACCUUUUGCCACAUUUCAGGCUUCAAACAUAAAGAUAUAAAACUGUAUUUUUUUGUGAAGAAUCAGCAACAAGU
Molecule: messenger RNA, 1989 nt
Organism: Oncorhynchus mykiss (rainbow trout)
Lineage: Eukaryota; Metazoa; Chordata; Actinopteri; Salmoniformes; Salmonidae
Biological process (GO): regulation of transcription by RNA polymerase II
Cellular component (GO): nucleus
Molecular function (GO): DNA-binding transcription factor activity, RNA polymerase II-specific
Source: RefSeq, a predicted model, not a curated record